UGUUGUCCCUUGAAAGCUGUCGCGGGUCUCGACCCUGAAAAGACUGCUGCUAGCGUUCAUAAGCAGGUGACUUCCUUCGUCACGGAGUUGUCUGAUAUUUUCCGAUGGGAGAACCCUAUGAAGUCCGCUCAAGUCUUCGCCGUUUAUGUGAUGGCUCUCAAUUUGGCUAACUUCAUGGGUUUCCGUUUCCUCUUCUUCAUCACCGUCCAGGUGUUGUUCCUGUCGACCCCCGUGCGUAAGUUCAUCACCAGAAGGGCUGCCAAGGGCUGCGUUAUCAAGAGUUUCUAUCACGACACUGUGCAGCCCAAGAUGUGCUGUGCUAAGUCCAAGGCCCAAGAAUGCUUUGCUAAGCUACCCCAUACAUCUAUCUGUGAGCUCAAGUCCUGGGAGAAGCCUCAGGUCUCUGCUGCCGCCCUCGUACUUGCUAAUGUUGCGGUGAUGACGGUUUCGAGUGCUCUUUGCAUGGCAAGCGACGUCGCUAUCAAGCUCGUCGGGUGCGCUUUGGUGCUGUCGUUCGCUGCCAAGUCGUUCGGCGUGAACAUCCCUAAGUGCACUUAUCCUGCUAAGUGUGAUGGUAAGGAGUGUGAAACCAAGCUCGCCACCGCUGUGACCUGUUUCCAGACUGUUAUGGGACAUGUACGCCAGAUUGUUUUCUGGGAAGUCCCUGCUAAGAACGUUAACGUGAUACUUGUACUCUAUGUAUUGUCGUUCGCGCUCUCUUUCUUUGGCUUCACUGGUCUCGUUCUACUCGUGUUGAACUGCUCCAGUCUGCGUCCACUGAUUCAGAAGCAACCGGUCUAUAAGGAGAAAAUAGAGCCCGUGUUUGCUAAGGUGUCGGAGUCGCUCAAGAAAGCUGAAGCCAGGGUAGCCAGUAUGAUUGAGCGCGUGCCGAAGACUAAGGCGGAGUAAACACUGUUUGUAUCACUGGUAUCGCCGGUUAGUUAUAUCUAU
Perkinsus marinus ATCC 50983 is the source of this 951-nucleotide messenger RNA. RefSeq lists its product as hypothetical. The transcript is spliced from 3 exons. The record is from RefSeq and is a predicted model, not a curated record. Bases 118 to 909 code for a protein of 263 amino acids. NCBI's taxonomy places the organism in Eukaryota, Perkinsozoa, Perkinsida, Perkinsidae.